AGUAGUACCAGGCCAGCAGUAAAAACCAAAGUUUUUGUCUGGGGUUCCACGCGGUUCUUGUGACGGUCGCCGUCCCCCCCGCAUUGGUUGUGUGGUCGCAGGAAUUAAUGCGCCCCGUUUCGGUUUUCUUUGCCAUCGUUCUCUUGAAUCUUGAGUGGAUUUUCCUUUUUUACUUCUGAUUUUUGGUAGUGGGUGGAAGAGAUGUUCUCGUGUUCCUUCCUCUUGGGGAUUUUUGUUGGGGUUCUGGUCUGCAUUCUGUCUCCGAUAUGGGAUAUCGAGUGGAUUUGGUGAUGGAUGGAUGGAUGAGAGUGGGUUCCCGUCGUCUUGAAAUCCGGUUCUUUCCUCUGGAUUCUUGGGGAUUUCUUCCUUUCGCAUGCCGAGUGGUCUCGAUUUGAUUUCUUCGGCAGGUGUUGGGGCCUGACUGCCUCAUCCCUCCGCUGCAUUGUGCAGGUUGGUUCUUGCAGUUACCGUGCUACAGGAUUUAGGGGUUUAGUUGGAAUUAGUACCUAGUUUCGAUCUGUGAGGUGUUCUUCUACAAAAGCAUUUUCUUCUCUCUUUUCUGGAGCAGAGUUUUCCCAAAGGCAGAAUGGAUUUCUGUGUCUGAUUAGUUUCAACAUUAUUUUGCGGCAAGAUUAAUUUCAACAUAGCAGGUGUUUGCGGAAAGAAUGUUUGCUUGUACUUUCUCUCGGUUUCUGAAGCGCUAAUUGAUGGCUGAAUGUCCUUCUGUGUCGACCUGUAUCUCUAUUGUAAUCCAGUAGAAAGUAAUCUUGUGUUGGUGCGGACUUGCAUUGUAAAGAAUUGGUGUGGAUAUCUGGACCCUGCUUUUGGACAUUGUGGUGGUGGAGGAUCCAAUAGAAUCCCAGUUGCUGCUUUGAAUGGUCUGGUGGCUGGGAGAUGGAUCGCCGGAGUUGGCUGUGGAAGUGCAAGUUGUCAGAUAAGAGCUCUGGGGAGAGUGAUAGCUCUGGUUCUGCGUCAUCACACUCUGAGCCUUACUUGGAUGAUCAGGAAGUCAAACCUGUUUCCAGUGUUUCUUCCCCAAAUCAUAGUCAUUCACCUGAAGUUUCUUCAAGGAUUAUGACUGAUGAUGAGACUCAAGAAGCUGAAACAGCAAAAUCAUUGAAUGAGAAGCUAUUGUUGGCAACUAUCUUAAAUGAUUCUUCUCCACAGCAUGGCCAGUCACCACAGCCAGAGGUGUGCCAAUCUCCACAGCCAGAGGUAUCCCCAAAUGUUCGGGAUGGUGAUGUCCAGGAUUCUGUAAAGAGUUUGAAUGAGAAAGUGUCCCCAAAGAUUAGGGAUGAUGAUGUCCAGGAUUCUAUAAAGAGUCUGAAUGAGAAACUUUCUGCUGCUCUUUUGACUAUCAGUGCGAAAGAGGACUUGGUAAAGCAGCACACAAGAGUUGCAGAAGAGGCUGUUGCAGGUUGGGAACAAGCUGAAGCUGAAGUUGCUUCCCUGAAGCAAUUACUUCAAACUGCAUCUCAGAAGAACACCUCUCUGGAGGAUCAGGUCAGCCACCUAGAUGAUGCCCUUAAAGAAUGUGUAAGGCAGCUUCGCCAGGCACGAGAAGAACAAGACAAGAAGAUCCGUGAUGCAGUUACCAAGAAGUCUAAAGAAUUGGAGUCUGAGAAGUCUGAGCUCCAGAACCAUAUUGCUGAACUGAGUAAGCAUCUGGAAGCCACCAAAGUAGAAACUACUACCGUGCAUGCCCAGCGUGAUCUGCAGGAAAAGCUUCAAACAGUGGAGAAAGAGAACAAAGACCUCAAGGUCGAGCUACUCACACUGUCGAAGGAUCUGAAGAUACUUGCACGGGAAAGGGACCUGAGCAACCAAGCAGCAGAGACAGCAAGCAAACUUCACCUGGAAAGUGUGAAAAAGAUUACAAGAGCUGAGGCAGAAUGCCUUAAGUUGCGUCAUCUAACACGGAGAACGUCCUUGGCCAAUGAUUCUAGACCUAUAGCCAAUAGUGCUUGCUUGGAAUCUCAGACCGGCAGUCAGUCUGACAGUGGGGAGCGCAUGCUAGUUGUUGACGAUGAAAUGAAAAAUUGUGAUUCGUGGGCAUCAGCUCUGAUAGCUGAGCUUGAUCAAUUCAAGAGUGGAAGCUCGGGCACAAGAAAUCUUGUGAACAUUCCUGUUGAGAUUGACCUGAUGGAUGAUUUCCUUGAGAUGGAAAAGCUGGCUGCUUUGCCUGAAGUAGACAACGUAAGCUCCAGCUUCGGGGCUGAAACUGAUUCUGACCAGGUUCUAACUAGAGACCCAUCAUCAAAAGUUGAAACUGAGUUAUUGCUGGGUCAGGUGGCAGAUUUGCAUGAAAAAAUUGAGAAGAUUGAAGUUGAGAAAAGGGAGCUUGAAAUGGCCCUUGCAGAUGCCAGAGAUCAGCUUGGCACAUCAUGUGAUGCUCUAAUGGUGGCAAACAACAAGUUGAGUGAUCUGCAGAUGCAGUUGGACUUGGCAAACGAGUCCAAACAUGCUGCUUUGGGACAAGCAGAACAACUGGAUGGUGAGAGGAAAGAUUUGGCAUUGCAAUUGGAGUCUAAGUCUGCACAAGUUGCGGAGCUCCAGCUGAUGGUGGCGUCACUGGAAGAAAAGGUAGACAGGAAGGAGUUGGAACUGCAGUUGGAGGUAAUUUCUGCGGAGGCUGCAGAUCUUCGCAAGACAGUGGCUUUCUUGGAAGAGAAGAUUGAUGCAGAGAGAACUCUUUUGAUGAAGCACAAAGCAAAUGCAGACAUGGCAGAGGCAUGUAAAGAAUCAUUGGAGGCACAACUGCAGUCUGCAAACACAGAGAUUGGGAAAUUGAAAGGGAUUGUGCAAACUUUGGAGAGUGAGGUGCGGAAAGAGAAGGCGUCUCAUGAAGAGCUUGUGAAACAGGUAGACACCAUGAAGAUUGAGUCAGAGAGAUCACUUUCUUCAGUUUCUGCCAAAGAGUCAUUAGAAGUGCAAUUGCAGGUAGUGAACUCAGAAGUUACAAAACUGCACAGGACAGUGAAUGAGUUGGAGCGCGAUGCAACCAAAGAGAAGGCAUAUUCUUCAGACCUCCAGAUGCAACUAGAGGCAGUGGAAGGCAUAAGGAAGGUGUUGGAGUCUGAACUUGAGUCUUCACACCAGGAGACCAUGAAGCUCCAGGAGAAGGUUUCGUCGUUGGAAGUAAGGCUUAAGGACCAGACCUCAUUGCUUGUAGAAUUUACAGCUAAAUCAGAGGAUGCAGUGUCUCGGAGAAAGUCAAUGGAGGGUCAACUUGAAGCAGCAAAUCUGGAACUCACAAAACUGAGAAACAAGGUGAGCUUGCUACAAGGGAAGAUUGAGCAGGAGAAGCUUCUUUCAGAAGAGUACGAAGCAAAAUGCCGCAAGCUGGAGGCUCAGCUGUCCAGGGACAGCCGAGAGGCGAAGCUUUGGCGUCUUGCUAACUCAAACGGCGACCUGAAGGUCAAGCAGGAGAAAGAGCUAACUGGUGCUGCUGGGAAGCUUGCGGAGUGCCAGAAGACCAUUGCUAAUCUUGGUCGUCAGCUGAAAUCACUAACUGAACUCGAUGGUGUCGCGUCCGAUGCUGAAAAUCUGGAACCCAAGGACUCACACCUUGACUUCAGAGAUGGUGACGAUGACCUGCUCUCUGCAGACAUGGCUGAUGGAUUGUACGAACCGGGUCUUCCCAAGAGGAACGGGAGCUGCUUCUCACCGAUUCGGCAGAAUCCGUCCUCGUCCCCACCCUCGGGAUCCCCGGUGUUUUCGGGGAGUCUGGCGUCUCUUAGUAGCUACUUGAGCAAAACAAAAAAGUGAAGAAUCUGAUGAGGGGAUUGUGCAUAAAUUAUUUAACGGUCCGUUGAUGAUAUCAGUCGUUACCUGAUGGUAGUCGGUGUACAUUUACAGAACCUGAUGGUUGCUUACGCAUUGGUCAUCUAUUUCUCCUCGCUUGUGUUGCCA
Panicum virgatum (switchgrass) is the source of this 3912-nucleotide messenger RNA. RefSeq names its product filament-like plant protein 3. Lineage: Eukaryota; Viridiplantae; Streptophyta; Magnoliopsida; Poales; Poaceae. The coding region runs from base 895 to 3768 and encodes 957 amino acids. The record is from RefSeq and is a predicted model, not a curated record. The transcript has 5 exons.